AUGGAGAUACCAAUUGUCAUGAGGAAGGACGCCCUCUCGGCUAAUGUGCAGACGAAUCUCGUGGUCAUCCCCAAAGACAUCUACCUCCCCAUGUACGAUGCAGACUUAAUUUCAGAGCUGGAGAUAUACAAGAACCGCUAUCUAUUCGUCUUCUUGGCGCAGAAAAAGGAUGAGGAGGAGAGCAAAAGGGGAGAGACAGCAGUUAUCCGAUUCUACAUUUUGGAGCCAGAGAAGGAGGAGAGCGAGAUAAUCCUGGGGGCGAACUUUGUUUACCUCCGGGACAAGGAUGACUUUGAGCUCAGGAUGGAGCGGGCCAUACCUUACAAGAUCAUCGAUAGCUAUAUGUACUAUCACAACAUCACGAGAGAAGGCGAGCACAAGAAGACUCUCCAGGCACACUUUAAGGAGUUGUCGGCCCUUUAUCAGGAAAUAAUAGACCUGCGGAUUAAGGAGCGGGAGCUUGCUGGAGGUGCAUAG
This is a messenger RNA of Giardia duodenalis, 477 nucleotides long. RefSeq lists its product as uncharacterized. The record is from RefSeq and is a predicted model, not a curated record. NCBI's taxonomy places the organism in Eukaryota, Fornicata, Diplomonadida, Hexamitidae. The coding region runs from base 1 to 477 and encodes 158 amino acids. The transcript has a single exon.